Messenger RNA from Asterias rubens (European starfish), 7066 nucleotides. RefSeq names its product atrial natriuretic peptide-converting enzyme-like. The record is from RefSeq and is a predicted model, not a curated record. Gene Ontology annotation, biological process: proteolysis. The coding region runs from base 750 to 4664 and encodes 1304 amino acids. Lineage: Eukaryota; Metazoa; Echinodermata; Asteroidea; Forcipulatida; Asteriidae. Gene Ontology annotation, molecular function: protein binding; serine-type endopeptidase activity. The transcript has 25 exons.
UCGUGUGGUUCAAAGUGUGUCUGAUGAACAGCAGUACAAACCCAUCGAUAUACACACAUAUGUUAUUCUACUCCCUGAAGGUUUUAUACUAUGGACGUUUGUCAUGCUAUAAUGCUCCACUGGUCCCGAGCAAUGAUUAAGGCUGCUAGAGUCACAUACCAGGUGUGAUACUUAGGUGAUAUGUGGCGACUAAAGGCACUACCCCUGGCUUUGACCAUGCUUUGACGGACCGCCCAGAUUCAGCCUGUCAUCCGAUGGUGGUAGGGUUAGACUUUCAGCUGGGUUGACAGCCCGUGCAGUCGACUGGUACCGCGUGUGAACUAGCGCUCGGGGUGUGAAACUUUUAAUGUCUGUUUAUGGUCCACUACACACGGAUAGAGGGCCGAUUAAGAAAGGGUGGAAAUAGGAAAGAAAAUAAUAUAAAUCAUAUCUUUAACACAGCACCGACUACUAUACAAAGGUUUGUUAUAGAACUCGCACAUGUGACGCCUUCGGUUAUACCUGGAACCGACACGGGAUUUUCACCACGCACGUCAUGGUUACGCUCUGUGGGUCCGACGCAGCAAGGGACUGUGAAACUCCAGCGCACACAGGGCGUACGACUCGCAACGGCUGGCUCGGUUUUUUAUAUGAAAAAUGCCAAAACCGCGACACACCGACUCCGAAUUAUGAUUGAUAUUUUUUAGUCGUGUGUGUUAUAGAAUCUCCAAAUAAACCGUAUCUUAGUUUCAGUCUUAGUUGAUUCCGAGAUGGCACCGGCUGGGGAUAAUGAGGAGCUCAGGGACGGCUACAAAUAUGAGGGCGUUACUUUAGAGAACUUUAAGAUGGAAGACGAACCGGCCAAAGCAAAGGAGCUGGAAGCAAACGGAGGGAAGGUGAAGACGAGGCAGCCCAAAUCUCCUCGAUAUUUCAAACUAAAAGUCAUACUUGCUGUGCUGUUGGCUGUCAUUUUAUUAAUCGUUGUAAUAAGUUUAGUUUUGGUCUUCGCUUAUGGUGAUCAAGUGAAGCCGAUAAUCACAGGUUGUCCUGGACCUCUAAGAGUGACCGUCCACUCGAUGAGUGAAUCCGUUAAUGUCAGCGCAACCUGGACCGAGCCCACGGCUGCAGAUAACUCGGGUACCGUCAGCGUUAAAUCGUCACAUCAUCCGGGAACUUUGUUUCCGAGGGGCACUACUACCAAGGUCACGUACACGGCCGAGGACCAGUCGGGCAAUAAGGCAACGUGUGCCUUUGAGGUAACCAUCGAAGACUGCAACGAGGAUGAAUGGAGGUGCAGUAAUGGGGCCUGCAUACCAAAUGAACUGGUUUGUGACGGAGUUCCAGCGUGUGCCGAUUUCAGUGACGAAACCUUAUGCAAAAAUUGCACAGAAGCAGAUUACCUAUCUCCAUGUGAUGAUGACACAAAGUGUAUACCGUCUGUUUACCUCUGCGAUGGAAUAGAACAUUGUGAUGACUUUGAAGACGAAAAGUAUUGCAGUGGAGAAUGUGAAGACAACGGCUUCCUCAGCUGUAAAUAUGGAGGACAGUGCUACAGACGUUCAGACGCAUGCAAUAACGUCAUCGACUGCCCAAGAUUCAAAGACGAAAACAAUUGCUAUGAAUGUGCAAGCGUUGAAAUGAGCCAGUGUAGUGCAGUCCUCCCAUAUAGCGACACAUUCUACCCGAGCGUAUUAGACACAGAAGAAGAAGCAAUCGAUUACUACAUGGACUUUAAGGACAUCAUGUACUGCCAUGCCGAUCUGCAGUACUUCCUUUGUGCUUAUUUAUUCCCCGAGUGUGGGAAAGACAGAACACCUCGCUAUGUGUGCAGAGACUUCUGUCAUGAAGUCCAGGCUUCAUGCGGUGGGCUCUACAAAGACCAGCAUAGCAAGACGUUGGACCUUCAUUGUGAACGCUAUCCCGAAGCUACAAGUAAUGAAAGCGGUGCCAAAUUGUGUAGGACGUCAUUUACAGGUUGUGAGAUAGACGGACCGACCACGAUUGAUCUGACAGACGGCGAACCGUUCAUGCUCUACUCUCCUAACUACCCCAACAAAUACCCCAAUGCCUUCUCCUGCGUCUGGCUGUUCAAAGCUUCAGAGGGCAUGUAUGCCCGCUUCGAGACCAUCGACCUCUCAAUCGCCCACGACAGACUACUCUUCGGCACCGGGGAGGAGGCCGAUAUCUCCAUGACGGAGUACUACUACAACGAGGAGGUGCUAUUUGGGAAAUGGCUGUCAAACCUGACCAUCCCUUCGGAUCGCACGUGGGUGGAGCUGCAGAUAGAAGGGGGUGAGGUCAGCAGGGGAUUUAAAAUAGAGGUGGUUCAAGUCGUGGCUGAAAACGUCACGUGUAGAGAUGACCAGUUCCACUGUGAAGUAACUGGUUGUAUAGAUUUAUCCCGUUUAUGUGAUGGGUAUGGAGAUUGCUAUGACACGUCAGAUGAACUGCAAUGUGGUGAUGUGUGUCCAUACUACGACAUGGUGAGAUGCGGAGAUGGUUCCUGCAUUCACAGGACUAGCAUAUGCGACGAUUGGGAUGACUGCAACGAUGAUGAAGUUAACUGCACUUUUGAGUGUGACGAAGGGAGUGUUUUCCUGAAUGAAGUAUUGCUAUGUGACAGCUAUAACGAUUGUGGCGACAACUCCGAUGAACUUCAAAACUGUACUUGCGUGGAAGGGCGGCAGUUCGAUUGCGGUGAACGGUGUAUUCCUAUGAACUAUCGAUGCGAUGGUAUGAACGACUGCGUGGAUGGAAGUGACGAAAAGAACUGCACAUGUAGCAAUUGGAAAACCCCUUGUGACGAUGGAGUGUGUCUUCCUUUCUGGCUGUUUUGUGAUAAAACGGAAGAUUGCAGCGACGGAAGUGACGAAAAAGACUGUCCACCUUGCCCUGGUAACUUCCAUCAGUGUGAUGACUUGGAAUGCGUCUCUGGAGAUGGUAUGUGCGACGGAUACUACGACUGCUCAGAUAGAAGCGACGAGAAAGACUGCGAUGACGUGGUCUUUGAGUGUCUAAUAGGCUCGUUUACAUGCCUGUCAGGAAAGGUGUGUGUACCAGAAAGUGGAAUAUGUGAUGGGGUUGAUAACUGCCCAGAUGGUGAGGACGAGGUUGACUGUGAUGGAGGGUUGGCAACGCAGGGUAAAGCCUGCGGUGAACGCUACAUCAAUCUGACAUCGGAGAUGAUGAAUUACACUUUAUCCUACCCUACGAUGUUUGGUCUUCAGUCCAAGUGCACAUGGCUAAUCACAAGCCCUCCAAACACCAAGAUCAUCGUCACGCAGAUCCAGGCUAUCACUUGCUGCGGGACAUUUACGGUCGGUGACGGGCACGACCCAAAAGACACAUCGAAAAAAAUCGAGAUUCGAAGUUUACCGAGGUCCAGGGGGCUUGUGUCAGAGGAAAACACUAUGUACAUAGACUUCGUCACCGAGCUAUCCUUUUUGAAGUUCGAGCUGUUGUUCACGGCAGUGGAGAACGUUUGUGAAGAGGGUGAGAAACGGUGUCUAUCUAAAUACGACGAGUGUAUCACGUCUGCAAAGUGGUGUAACUUCGAAGAUGACUGCGACUCCGGUAGAGAUGAGCAGGAGUGCUUGCAAUUGGAGACAGACGGAAGCCAGUCCACUAAAAGGGUUGGAGCCGGACACGUUAAAAUCACAAUAGAAGGAGACGAAAAAUACUUAUGUUACGAUAACACAACUUGGCGGGAGUUGUUGGGUGACGUCAUCUGUAACGAGUACGGCUUUGGGUUUAUGAAUGAAUCAACCUUUGUUGACGUCACAACCCUUAGACCAAUCACAAGUGGAUAUUACGUCCUACCGGAAAAGGAAUUACAAGCAUUGCUUAGUUUAGGACCCAGACCCCUCCUCUACGAAGUAGUUACACAUAGCGAAAGUUGCCCUUCUGGAAAGGCUAUCCACUUAACGUGCAAUAAAGCAGAGUGUGGAAGGCAGGGACAUAUGCCGAGGGUUGUGAACGGACGGAACGCCCUCCCUGGCGAGGUCCCCUGGGUGGUGUCUAUCAGUCAUCCGCUAGGCGACCCAACCGAUCAUUACUGUGGUGGCGCCCUCAUCGCUAAUAAAUGGGUUAUCACGGCUGGACAUUGUGUAAAAGGAUUCACUCAACCCAAGGUGUUACUUGGCACCACAAAUCUCACAGCAGAUCAUGGGUUUGUGCAAGUUCGUCAGGUCAAGAGAGCCAUCGAGUUCCCAACCUACUCCAACUAUAAUCUGAAUGAUAUAGCCCUGUUAGAGCUGGAGGUACCAGUCUCUAUAACCGACCGUGUUAGUCCCGUGUGUCUGCCACCGAGGAACGACUCGCUCCUGACCGAGACGGGUUCGUCAGCCACUAUGUCAGGCUGGGGAGGAACUAUUCCAUUUAGCGGUACACCUACGCUUCUACAGACUGCCCGGGCUACUAUCGUCGACACGGAAAAUUGCAAGCGUUUUGACGAUCACACGUACGUCAAUGAGAAUGUCAUUUGCUGCAUGAACAAACAUGGAGAGCAGAACUCUUGUAAGGGGGACAGUGGUGGUCCUUUGUAUACCUCUCUAGAUGGUAUAUGGUAUCAGGUAGGAUUGGUGAGCCGUGGUGGAGUGCCCAGCUGCUCAGCACCCAGACAGGUUGUCAUUUAUACAAGGCUUUCAAAGUUCCUGGACUACAUCGAAGCCUUUUUGGGUGUUUGAUCCUGAAAUAGAACAACACGCUAACCAUAGUUCUUCUAUUACAUCCGCCAUCUUGUAUAAGAAACUGAUGGAUCAACAUUGAGGAAAGUUUGACUUUCAAGAUAUCAUUGAUUCGUGAUGCAACGGAUUGAGUGGAAAAGUUACAUUCUGUGACAUGAUGGCACAGAUGGUUCAACUAUGUUUAGGUCACAUAUUCUAACUGAAGUAAUUGGAUAUUGUUUUAGUUCUAUGUUUUUUUUGUAACUUUUUCUGAGUGUAACAUUCUAUCAAUAAUUUACCACAAUUUGAUUACUGAUGUUUGGAACACAUUGUGACUAUGGAUUGACACGGGUAGGUUCAUUAAUUUCAAGUUUCAUUUCGGCCUGUCAAUAGACUUUAAUAUGAAUAAGUUGUUAAAUUUCUGUCGCGGUGAUAGCGUGACGACUCUCUCUCUUGAAUUCCCGCGACAUUGGCGGUAUUCUCGCCACUAGAAAGCUGGCCCGCCAGACUACUGCUCUCACGACUACGGUCACAUUAAUAGUCGGCAGGCAGCAGCUUCGCGCGAGAGCGGUGAUCUCGCGAGAGCAGUAUUCGGUUGCGGGAACCUGAAUCCUCACGCCACCACCCCGGUUCGAACGACGUGUCCACAAUUCUAGCCUGUCUAUGAAACGACAGCUUGUGUUGUCUACUCUUUAAAAUUAAAAAACAUUCUUGAGGGCCUUGGUUGGCUGAGAUAUAUAAUGACGUAUAUUCAUUUUAAACCAAUCAGAUGGAUCAUGUCAUGUAAGUAGAUUAACUGAGACACAUUUGUACUCCACUUAAUUAAGACAAAAUAACGGUCAAAAGAUAUCGAGAUGUUCAACUUUGCUUUGCUUUCACGAUGAUGAUCUUUGAAGUAUUUACAACUGUUCCGUUAUUUAUAAACCGAUUAAACCGAGAUAGGAUGUCGGUAAAAGCAAUUUUGAUAUCAAAAUAUAUAGGCUCUUCGUUUCGUCUCCGUUUCUUGCUUCGUGAUAUUAAUUAAAAUUAUUUAUGAAUGAUGAUGAUAAUGAUGAUGAAUUUGAUGCUGAUAAUAAUAAUAAGUAUGAAUGUAAUAAUAUUGUAUCUAAUGUACAUGGCAUUUUAAAGAUUUAAAAUGUACUUUUUUGUUUACCUUGCUUUUAAAUGAUGACUUGAUUGUAAGUUAUCUAAAAUUAUUAAAGUAAUUACAUUUUUCAUUUUACUAUAGUGUGAAGUGACUGGCACACUGGUAUCCGUAAGAUAAACUUAUUAUACUUUUGAGACGUCUUGAGAGUUUUUUUUUUUUAAACAGUUCUCCUCUAAAUCCGUUUUCGUCUUAAGUAAACAAUGGUCCGGAAUUGGUCCCUAACGUAGUACUAUUGUCGUGACGCUACUAUAAGUUAAUGUAAUUAUUAUAAUCACUUUUUUGUACUUAAUUUGUAUCAAAUACUAUUACAGCAGAAUUAGGCCUGUGUUUAUAGAAACCUAUCAAAUUUGUAAUUUGUACUCUAUUGUAUAUUCACCUACUAUCUUAAUUGUAGAAUCCCCGACUUCCUUAUUUUAACACAACUGUUUGUGUUACUUAUAGUAAGUUUUCAGUUCAGUGGUAUCAUUUUUGUUCAGACUAUACUUAUACAUGUACAUGUUACAUUUACGGAGUAAGAUUUAAAUGGGCAUUUUUUGUAGGUUGGUACAAAUAUUGUUAAUGAUGUGCUCCAGUGUGGUUACCGGUUCUGCAUAUCUGCUAGUGAGUUGUUGAAAGUCGCCUUGAUUAUGUAUAAUAUGACUUAUAUGAACACUUAUGUUUAUUUCGGUCUAUUAUGAUGUAGGAAAACUGUCCUCAAAAAGACAGGUCAAAUAUAUAAUUUGCAUUGUUUAGAUUUAUUCAUCUUAAAGCUGAAGUAGCAACCUUCUUAAUUAAUUUGUCCUUUUUGAAACUUCGGCCAAUUGCCGAAGUCCAAACCCGUGUUUUCGAAAAGGCCUAUAUGUACAAGUUACUCUUCUUCCACUUGGGUUUCACGUUCAAUUCAUAAUCGCGCACUCGGGGCAAGGUCAAGUUAUGAAGACCAGGUCAAGGAGCUGGUUGGAUGCCUGCAAUACAGAGUGGCGAUUUUCUUUUUUAUAUUUCUAUAAUCGAAUGAAGCGUUAGUUACGAUCGUACUUUUUGAUACACAAUAUAUUUAUUCAUUUGUUUGCACCUGCUAAAAGGUAUGAUACAUGGAGCAAGUUCGGGUGAGCCACUAGACUUGAUCAGAAACUGUGACGUAGCUCUUGAAUGUACCAUAGUCGACUAUGCUCAAGUGCAUUGUCGACACUUGUCAAUCUCGACUCUUGUCGACUCUUGUCAAUCUAUGGGUGCGUUCGUUUAGCUUCCCUGGUCGACCCCGCAGUGCUCACUCGGGUGAGCCCCUGACAAGAGCUCA